AUGCGGAUUCUGAACGUUCAAAAUAGGACUUGGCGGAAGAAAGAUGAGAAGUCGCUCGAAUUCACAUUGUCAUUGGAGCAGUUGGACGAGUUUUUGGAGAAGUUUGAUUGUGACAAAAGUCUGCUCACGACGAUUCAUUGCGAGUGUAGACAGUUCCGUUCUCUGACUCAACACCACAACGCAAAAACGUUCGAUGAGCGUUUUCCACGUGGAGAGUGGGACAAGAAUUGA
Molecule: messenger RNA, 231 nt
Organism: Caenorhabditis remanei
Lineage: Eukaryota; Metazoa; Nematoda; Chromadorea; Rhabditida; Rhabditidae
Exons: 3
Coding region: 1-231 (76 amino acids)
Source: RefSeq, a predicted model, not a curated record